Messenger RNA from Rodentolepis nana, 1083 nucleotides. NCBI's taxonomy places the organism in Eukaryota, Metazoa, Platyhelminthes, Cestoda, Cyclophyllidea, Hymenolepididae. The record is from the annotation of a GenBank genome assembly.
AUGACUGAAAGGCCGCUAUCACCAGCAGAAGAAUGGCUUCAAGAAAGUGAAGCCAGGCUUGAGUCUAUGGAAGUGUUACUGAAAUCUGUACGUCGAGAUAUUGAUGCUCUUAGUGAGAAAAUUCCCUCGCCCCGCCCCGGUCUACGAAAAGCCUUUCGAACAGAGCCUGUUAUUCAUGAAUCUGGAAGUAAGGAUUAUAUCCUUCGAAUUGAUAGUAGACCAAAGGCUUAUCAGAACCUUGGCCUUGGAUCUCAUACAUCCCUUGAACCUUUUGAUGUCGAUGAUGAUUUAGAUGGACCAAUGAAUGAUGUCACCUUCCAGAAAUCCUGGCGAUCACCGUCAGACUUACGAAAUGAAGACUCACCUCCCGGUUCGCCAACUUUCGGAGAAAGCAGCAAGAUAAUCUCUUUAAAUGAUGUAAUCCUUGAUCUCGAAAAAGAUUCUUAUUUGUCGCAAGACGAAACAGAAGAGGUUCAGGAAAGAGGGGUUCCCCUGAUUGAAAGCUUGCAUUCAUUGCCAACAAUAGAGGAGAACUCACAAGAGGACAACACUGACACCUCGAUAUCGACUUCAGAGGAUAUAAAAUCGGCCGACUGCUCUUAUACCCAGUUGGCUAUUGGGGCAUCACGUGAUACCAUCAUUAGUCUUCCUUCAAAACGCCUUCCGGGAGAAAUUAUGAUGGAGCGUUCUGGAUCUGCUCAUUUUACCCCCAAUAAAUCUCGAUCUGAUUACUCUGAGGGUUUGAGGUUCUCUCGAACUUCACUAAAGAGUCGUGAGAGUAUGAUCAGUGAAUCGGACUCCUUUGUGACUGUCAAUAGUCAACCUUUUCCAUCCGCCGAGGAGGCUUAUAUCACAGCGUAUAGUGAUACUGACGAUUUUGGCGAAUCCAAUGACGAGGACUCAUCGUCUCAAUUCGAAAGAUCCUUAAGGCGGAAUAAAGUCCUCGUUUUGCAAAAGACGCCUUCUGCAGAUGGCGAGACGGACUCGGAGGAUAUUUUGGAAUUUACUUUUGUUGAGGCCCCUCUCUCUAAUCCACCUUCUAAUGGAAAUGGAACUCUAAUUUCACCAGCCUCAAGUGAGUAA